AUGGAUGAGGAGACAGUUGUAAAGCUGGAGUCUGAAAUUGAGGAGGAAAGUCAAGCUGAAUAUGUCUCAGAAAAUAAAGACUCUAUUGAUGGGUUCAGGCAGUUUGUUAAAGAACAGUUGCAUAACAUGUGCGGAAAAAAAGGAUCUCCAGAAUCUUCACCUCAACCAUCAUCGUCAGCCUCAUCUUCUAGUCAAGAUUUUCUGGAAAACAGAACAGCAUUUAUACCUUCAGAGACAGGACAGGAGGACAGCGAGGACAUAUAUGACUUUAUACAUGCAGAUCGGGGUCUUGCACUUAUAAUCAACAAUGAGGACUUCAGUCGAAGUAAAAAUUUUGGAUCAAGACCUGGAUCAUCUUACGAUGAGGUGUCUCUCUAUCGGACUUUCAAGAAGUUGGGCUUCAGGGUCUUGGUUAAAAGGAAUUUGACUGCCAGGCAGAUGGUGGAAGUGCUAAAAUUAGUAAAGGAUGAGUAUGAUCACGCAAAUGCAGAUUGUUUUGUGUGUUGUAUCCUAACACAUGGCGAUGAGACAAUCUCUCGUGAGGCUAAUGAAAAACGAGGCCUAAUGAGACAGGAUUUACUGUUUGGUGUCGAUGGGGAGGCCAUACCUACCAGGACUGUUGUGUCGUUUUUCAACGAUAAAUACUGUCCAAAAUUGAAGGGAAAGCCACGCUUAUUUUUCCUACAGGCUUGCAGAGGGAGUAAGUAUGACCAUGGCAUCGAUAUUCAGGUGUCGGGGUCUACACACACUACCAGGACAGUAGGUGGGAAAAACCGAGAUGGAAUCGACAAAGGAAGUCCUGUGGAUCAGACUGAUGCUCGUACCAUCACACGCAAGAAUUCCUUUUCAAGCAGUGUAGAUCCUCCUGAAUACCCUAAGAAUACUUUGGACAGCACAGAUGCCAAACCAGAGGCAAACGUGGCACGGGGAAACCUCAGUCUUCCAGCUGCGGGUGCCUCUGGUGAUAAUGCUGAUAGAUCUCCAGCAAGAGAGGUUCCUGCCUGCCCUACUCCACUGUAUAAGGACUGUUUGGUCAUGUAUGCCACUCCUCCAGGUCACUUUGCCUGGAGGAGGAAGAACGGUGCCUGGUUUGUGCAGAGCUUGUGUGAUGUACUGAAUGCUGACCACAUUGACCAGAUAUCUCUGAUGAAAGCUCUGGUUCGUGUGUCUUAUCAAGUCGCCAUCAACUACCAAUCUGAGAACCCCUACAGACCUGACAUGCAUCAGAAGAAAGAGACCCCAGUCAUUGAAUCCAUGUUGGUCAAAGAUGUGUAUUUUACCAAAAGGAAAUAG
Candidula unifasciata is the source of this 1293-nucleotide messenger RNA. The record is from the annotation of a GenBank genome assembly. NCBI's taxonomy places the organism in Eukaryota, Metazoa, Mollusca, Gastropoda, Stylommatophora, Geomitridae.